GGAGGAUUCAGAACCUGCUUUUAGCUACUAAGAGCUCUCAACUACGUUUCCCAAUUGAGACGCUCGGUGGAGGCUGGAGCUGGUCACCAUGCAGCAUCCAUGGACGCAUACCCAGAGGAUACUCCUGGCUCUGUCUCUCUUGCUCUUUCUGGAACCCUUCGUCCAAGGUUUUCCUGCCCGGAGGGCAAGAUUCCAUUGGGUUCGAUGUCGCCCAGAUAGCCUUUCUGCCAACUGCCUUGAAGAAAAGGGGCCGUGGUUCAACAUGCCUGAAGGUGAAGACAAUGGGGUCGUCAAUCCUCCAGUGGAUUCAAAUCUAAUGAAGAGACCCCAGGACACGGCUGAAGAGUCCCUUUUCUCCAAGGAAGAUCCUUGGUCCAUCUCUGGCUCUGCCUCUGGCUCGGGCUCAGGCUCUGGCAGUGGCUCCUUACCUGAGAUGGAAACCGAGCCAAUAGACGAGGAGGAUUUCUACAAUUUCAGCCCCUCGGAAGGUGAGAAUGUGGAACAAGAACUAACAGAGGAAGAACUGCUCAUCUAAACACCGAAGCACACCCCCACGCUGAAGGCUGACCAGACAUCUUCUGGGGAUUCUAGAUAAGAAACAACGAACUCCCGGACAAAGUGCUUUGUGGAAAAUGCACACCUUCUGGAAGAGCUUCAGUCUGUAUCUCUUUUUCUUCAUUACAAAUCUUAACCAAAUGUACAUUUAUACAUGAAUGCAAUCACCAUCCCCUCUUGUUUGCUCACACAUAAAACAUCUUGUCUCCAUGCCUUUGCACAGCUGUCCCCACACCUGGAAUGCAUUCCCUCUUUUUAAUGUAUAUCUCCACCUCUACCUCUAGGAAUCCCUCCAGUCUUCUCUCUUUCCUCAAAAAAUUUUGUAUUCCCUUAUCUAUGAUAAAUGUUCUAUUUCCCCCAUUAAAAUAUAAUCUCUUGGAGGGUAGGAACUGAUUUUUUUUUCUUUGAACCCUUCAGUGCUUUGCACAUAGAUGUGUUUAAUAAAGUUUUCUUAAAUUGAA
Molecule: messenger RNA, 1016 nt
Organism: Vombatus ursinus (common wombat)
Lineage: Eukaryota; Metazoa; Chordata; Mammalia; Diprotodontia; Vombatidae
Gene: SRGN
Product: serglycin
Exons: 3
Coding region: 89-535 (148 amino acids)
Source: RefSeq, a predicted model, not a curated record